AUGAGUAAGUCAUAUAAACGUGAAGUCAGUGGUGGUAGAAAAAGAAAACAAAGUAAUGAAGAUGUAGUUAAUGAACAGAGAAUUUACUAUGAAUGGAGAGAUGAAUUGGAUAAUUCUGACAGUGAGGAAAUAAUUACUAGAAAAAAUGACCAGGAAAAAGAAGAAGAAAAAAAGAAAAAACAAAGGAUUAAAGAAAAAUAUCAAAGACUUAAAGAACAGAAGGAAGAAGAGGAAAAAAGUGAAGAAGUUAUCCCUUUUAGAUUACCUCCUGAAUUGGUACAAGUCAGUGUUCAACAAGAGAAACCUUCAAAAGCACUUCCAUUAAAAAAAGGAGACACUGUUAGAUUCAAGAAUGAAUUUAUUCUUGGUACAAAUGGAAUAAAAGUAGGUGAAAAAGAAAAUAAAACAAUAAAAAUAUUAGAAUAUUAUGGGUAUGAUGAUAAUGUUUGGAAAGAGUCAUCAAGUGAAGAAGUAAUUAUAAUGAAAAAAGGUAAAAAAGAUGAGGUUAUUAGUCAAGAAGAUGAAAAAAAAUCUGCUUCAAAUAAAGAAAAUGAAGACGAAAAGGAAUAUACUUCAAGUCAAGAACAGGAUAAUGACAAUCAACUUAUUUCAAGUCAAAACGAGGAAGAUGAAAAAGAAUAUACGUCAAAUCAAAAUGAUGAAGAUGAAAAUAAAGGGUUUAAUAGUCAAAGCUUUUAUGACAGUGAUGAACAAAACCAAGAAGAAAAAGAAGAUGAAAUUCAAAAUCUACAUACAAAUGAAGAAGAACAAAAGGGUCAGGAUGAUUCGUUAACAUGUAAUGAUAACAAUGAUAGUUCAAGUAAAACUUCUUAUGAAAGUGAUUUGUAA
Molecule: messenger RNA, 849 nt
Organism: Entamoeba nuttalli P19
Lineage: Eukaryota; Evosea; Mastigamoebida; Endamoebidae
Exons: 1
Coding region: 1-849 (282 amino acids)
Source: RefSeq, a predicted model, not a curated record